ACUGCAGCAGCGGGCGCCGGCCGGCCUCAGCGCAGCCCCGAGCGAGCCGCAGCCUCCAGCGAGCCCCGGCCCGCAGCCUCCAGCCCCGCAACGUCCGGCUACGCAGCCCCCAGCGAGCCCCGAGCCCGCAGCCUCCGGCCCCCAGCGAGCCCCGAGCCCCGCAACGCCCAGCCCGAGCGAGCCCCGCAACGCCCAGCCCGAGCGAGCCCCGCAUCCCGGCCAUGGCGGCGCCCCGCAGCGACAGCGAGAAGCGGAAGCAGAUCAGCGUGCGGGGCAUUGCGGGGCUGGGCGACGUGGCCGAGGUGCGGAAAAGCUUCAACCGGCACCUGCACUUCACGCUGGUCAAGGACCGCAACGUGGCCACCCCCCGCGACUACUUCUUCGCGCUGGCGCACGCGGUGCGGGACCACCUGGUGGGGCGCUGGAUCCGCACCCAGCAGUGCUACUACGAGCGGGACCCCAAGCGUAUUUAUUACCUGUCUCUGGAAUUCUACAUGGGCCGCACCCUGCAGAAUACAAUGGUGAACCUGGGUAUGCAGAAUGUCUGUGAUGAAGCCAUUUACCAGCUGGGUCUGGACUUGGAGGAGCUGGAAGAAAUCGAAGAAGAUGCUGGCCUGGGUAACGGAGGGCUGGGUCGCCUGGCAGCUUGCUUCCUCGACUCCAUGGCGACGCUGGGGCUGGCAGCCUAUGGCUACGGGAUCCGAUACGAAUUUGGCAUAUUUAAUCAGAAGAUUCUCGAUGGCUGGCAGGUGGAGGAAGCCGAUGAUUGGCUGCGCUAUGGCAACCCCUGGGAAAAAGCCCGCCCUGAGUAUAUGCUUCCUGUGCAUUUCUACGGCCGAGUGGAGCACACUGCGGAGGGCGUGAAGUGGAUCGAUACUCAGGUAGUUCUUGCCAUGCCUUAUGAUACCCCUGUGCCAGGAUACAAGAACAACACCGUGAACACAAUGAGACUGUGGUCUGCCAAAGCACCCAAUGACUUCAACCUUCAGGAGUUUAAUGUGGGUGAUUAUAUCGAGGCUGUGUUGGAUCGAAACCUGGCAGAAAACAUCUCCCGAGUCCUGUAUCCGAAUGACAAUUUCUUCGAAGGGAAGGAGCUGCGGCUGAAGCAGGAAUACUUCGUGGUAGCUGCCACCCUGCAGGACAUCAUUCGCCGGUUCAAGUCUUCCAACUUCGGCUCCCGAGACCCAGUCAGGACAUGCUUUGAGACCUUCCCAGACAAGGUCGCCAUUCAGCUGAACGACACUCACCCAGCACUUUCCAUCCCAGAACUCAUGCGGAUCCUGGUGGACGUGGAGAAAAUGGAGUGGGAGAAGGCCUGGGAGGUCACCAAGCGGACCUGCGCCUACACCAACCACACCGUGCUGCCCGAGGCCCUGGAGCGCUGGCCAGUCACCAUGUUCGAGAAGCUGCUGCCGCGCCACCUGGAGAUCAUUUAUACCAUCAACCAAAGACAUCUGGAUCACGUGGCCGCCCUCUACCCCGGAGACCUAGACCGUCUGCGCAGGAUGUCCGUGAUCGAGGAAGGGGACUGCAAGAGGAUUAACAUGGCCCACCUCUGCGUGAUCGGCUCCCACGCCGUCAAUGGGGUGGCCAGGAUUCACUCCGAAAUCGUGAAGAAUUCCGUAUUCAAAGAUUUCUACGAGAUGGAACCAGAGAAAUUCCAGAACAAGACGAACGGCAUCACUCCACGGCGCUGGCUCCUGCUGUGCAAUCCAGGACUCGCAGGUGUCAUUGCUGAGAAAAUCGGAGAAGAUUUUGUAACGGAUCUGAGCCAGCUGAAGAAGUUACUGGAUUUUGUCGAUGACGAGGUGUUUAUCCGGGAUGUGGCCAAAGUUAAACAGGAGAACAAGCUCAAGUUCUCGGCCUACUUGGAGGAGACGUACAAGGUGAAAAUCAACCCGUCCUCCAUGUUCGACGUGCACGUGAAGCGGAUUCACGAGUACAAGAGGCAGCUCCUCAACUGUCUGCACAUCAUCACCCUCUACAACCGCAUGAGAAAAGACCCAUCAAAGUCCUUUGUGCCAAGGACGGUGAUGAUUGGAGGAAAGGCAGCUCCCGGCUACUACAUGGCCAAAAUGAUUAUCAAACUGAUCACGUCCAUCGGGGACGUCAUCAAUAACGAUCCCUAUAUAGGAGAUCGACUCAAAGUCAUCUUCUUGGAGAACUACAGGGUGUCCUUUGCUGAGAAAGUGAUUCCCGCGGCCGAUCUGUCCCAGCAGAUCUCCACGGCCGGCACCGAGGCCUCAGGCACGGGGAACAUGAAGUUCAUGCUGAACGGCGCCCUCACCAUCGGGACCAUGGACGGGGCCAACGUGGAGAUGGCGGAGGAAGCCGGCGAGGAGAAUCUGUUCAUCUUCGGCAUGCGGGUGGAGGACGUGGAGGCGCUGGACAAGCGAGGGUACAAUGCUAGGGAAUACUACGAGCGCAUUCCAGAACUGAGACAAGCCAUCGACCAGCUCAGCAGCGGCUUCUUCUCGCCUAAAGACCCUGGCUGCUUCCGGGAUGUCGUCAAUAUGUUGAUGAACCACGACAGAUUUAAAGUGUUUGCUGACUACCAGGCCUACAUGGAGUGUCAGGGCCGCGUUGACCAGUUGUACAGGAAGCCAAGAGAGUGGACUAAGAAGGUCAUCAAGAACAUUGCUUCCUCAGGGAAGUUUUCCAGUGACAGGACGAUCACCGAGUAUGCCAGAGAAAUCUGGGGUGUGGAGCCGUCAGCUGUGAAGAUCCCCCCACCUAACAUCCCCAGGGAAUAAGCUGGGCACUAAAUGUGUGUCUGGUUGAUCCAGGCUUAAGGUGCUUCUGGUUUCCAGCUAGGUUUGCACAGAUGAACUUACACUAGUUGAGGGUCUGGAAUCUAUGAAAUAGGGCAUUCGCCAGGGAGAAGAGGGUGCUUUUAAUAAGAGCAGCGUGGGAGAUGUUGGCCAAAGCCUUGUGUGUGAAAACAAGUAAAACAAAAAGAGCAGCAGGAAACCGGGUUAGAACUAAGGCUAUUCUGUGUGUUACUCAUUUAACCAACUUGCAUGUCCUGUACUGUGUUGAGUGAGCUAAUGGCUGCAUAGGCUUCCUGAAGCUACAUCCCAUGCUAGGCCACGCACUUAGUGAAAUUCUUGUUUUCCCCUUCUGUAGAAAGGCUGCGCUAGUCUCCGUAGAGGGGGUGAUCUCUGAACACCCUGCUCAGGUGAUCUGCCAGUGUGGUCUGAGCCUACCCACGCCUCCCACCCUGCCAGUCACUGCUAGGGGCCUCCCCUGGGUUCUUACACCUUCGAGCCACGGUCGGAGCUGGGACACAGGUUAGGUGAAGCAGGAGUGGAGCCAAAACACCUCAUUUUCCCUAUUAACGUUUUAUGGCUAAAGGUAAAUGACCCCACCCUCACGAGGUGGCUAGUUUUGCUGCAUUGGUUGAAAUAGGAUUAAACUGCACUAGCCAGCCGGCCUGUUUUAAUGAUCACAAAAUGAGAUUUAUUUAUUUUUAAACUGCCAAGUAGAAAACGUGCAGAAGGAGCUGACAGGCUGUGUGAGCACAGCCGGGGGCUUUUGGCGCACACCUGAGCCCUAACCUUAUGGUUGCGUCUGUACCUAGCAGCCCUGGGUGAGCUGGAGGAUGGGGCGUGUGAGAUUCAUGCUGAAAAGGGGCAGCUAAUGGACUUCAGCCAAGAUUGAAACCAGCCUCUUUCCUUACCAGGUGGGGCCAGGGAUUUUGGGAGUUCGCUGUAAAGACCGCACCUCAUUUGAAUUAAAAAGCAGCUUGCAGACAGCAAUUCAAUAUGGAGGCACCUCCUGGAGUGGUUAUAGGUCCCUGUCUAAGGCACCAUCUUGCUCCAAGUUGUGUUUAUAGAGCUGCUAUGAAGGCAUGAGAGAGUGGUUUAGCCUUCACCUAGCAUGGGCAAAAGCAGAAGCGCUGUACCCGCUGAGCAGGGCGAUGUACAGGACACUGCAAACCUGCGGAAAUGCUUCCUAAAGAAUUUAGGUUUAGUGAGGUCAAGCCCCCUGCAGCCGCCGGUUGGCAGCUGGGCCUGGCUUGCGCUUUGUAACGCAGACAAGGCCCAUGCUCUGAAGAAAUACUUGUAAGCACCAGCCUGUAAACGCUGUGCUUGUGUGAGAGCAGGGGGCUGGAUGGCUGCUGAGGGGGGUGGGCCAUGCGCAUGGCCUUGUGCACAGGGGGAAGAGGAGCCUGUCAGCUUAACACUCCC
This is a messenger RNA of Malaclemys terrapin pileata, 4190 nucleotides long. RefSeq names its product glycogen phosphorylase B (gene PYGB). The record is from RefSeq and is a predicted model, not a curated record. Gene Ontology annotation, biological process: glycogen catabolic process. NCBI's taxonomy places the organism in Eukaryota, Metazoa, Chordata, Testudines, Emydidae. Gene Ontology annotation, cellular component: cytoplasm. Gene Ontology annotation, molecular function: glycogen phosphorylase activity; pyridoxal phosphate binding. The transcript has 20 exons. The coding region runs from base 222 to 2753 and encodes 843 amino acids.